AUGUUUCAGUUUUCUUGUCUUAUAUGCAAUCAGACGAUUGUGCCAUUUGCUUUCUUUUACAUGAAGUUCUUUCUUUCUUUCUUUCUACAAGUUCUUUUUUUUAUCCUUUUCCAUCUUUUUUCUUCAUUUUUUCUUACUUUCUUUCUUUCUUUCUUUCUUUCUACCAAGUUCUUUUUUUAUCCUUUUCCAUUUUUUCUUCAUUCAUUUCUUUCUUUCUUUCUUUCUUUCUUUCUUUCUUUCUUUCUACCAAGUUCUUUUUUAACCUUUUCCAUUUUUUCUUCAUUUCUUUCUUUCUUUCUCUUUCUUUCUUUCUUUCUUUCUUUCUUUCUUUCUUUCUUUCUUUCUAGAAGUUCUUUUUUUAUCCUUUUCCAUCUUUUUUCUUCAUUUUUUUCUUUCUUUCUUUGUUUCUUUCUUUAUUUCUAUCUUUUUUCUUUCUACCAACUUCUUUUUUUUAUCCUUUUCCAUUUUUUCUUCAUUUCUUUCUUUCUUUUCUUUUUCUUUUUCUUUCUUUCUUUCUUUCUUCCAAUUCUUUUUUUAUCCUUUUUCAUCUUUUUUCGUCAUUUUCUUUCUUUCUUUCUUUCUUUCUUUCUUUCUUUCUUUCUUUCUUUCUUUCUUAUCCUUUUCCACCUUUCUUUUUCUUUCUUUCUUUUCCUUUCUCUUCCUUUUUUUUCUAUCAAAUCCUUCUUUAUCAUCCUUGUCCAUCUUCCUUUAUUUUUUAUUUUUCUUUCCUUUUUUUUAUAUCCUUCUUUUUUCUUUCAUUUCUAUCAAGUUCUUUUUCAUCCUUUUCCUCCUUUCUUUUUCUUUCUUUUUUUCUCAGUGUUUUCUUUCUUUCUUUCUUUCUUUCUUCGGCUAAUUCGAAUUCUUUUCCUUUCUUUCUUUCUUUCUUUCUUUCUUUCUUUCUUUCUUUCUUUCUUUCUUUCUUCGGCUAAUUCGAAUUCUUUCUUUCUUUCUUCGGCUAAUUCGAAUUCUUUUCCUUUCUUUCUUUCUUUCUUUCUUUCUUUCUUUCUUUACUCUCAAGUUCUUUUUCUCCUACUCCAUCUUUCUCCACGAAUCUGUCUGUCUGUCUGCCUGUCUGUCUCUCUCUCUCUCUCUCUCUCUCUCUCUCUCUCUCUCUGUCUCAGUGUGUGUGUGUGA
Acanthosepion pharaonis is the source of this 1134-nucleotide messenger RNA. NCBI's taxonomy places the organism in Eukaryota, Metazoa, Mollusca, Cephalopoda, Sepiida, Sepiidae. The record is from the annotation of a GenBank genome assembly.